UAAUAUAGGUCGUUACACUUUUAGUUACACUUACGUUAUCAAUCAAACGUGGCUAUCUUCAUUCUAUAAAUGCCACAUGCGUUAUCAACUUCACAUCAUUGUAUUAUAUUAUUUGCGGUGACCGGACGACGUUCUAACAAUUUAAGCCAUGGUGAAGUUAAAUGAAGAGGUGUUUGGAACAUUUAAGAAGGAUACCGUAAAGAAGUUUACGUGGACCACAGAAAGCGGAUUCUCUUUGUCUGCUAUAUCCUACGGUGCAAUAAUACAGUCCGUCAAGGUACCAGAUAGGAAUGGUACAAUCAGCGAUGUGGUGUUGGGUUUCGACGAUCUCGAGGGGUAUGUGAAGAAGAAUUCACCACAUUUUGGUGGAGCGAUCGGACGGUGCGCCAACCGGAUCGGUGGUGCGAGCUUCACUAUCGACGGCGCGGAGUAUCAGCUAGCGAAGAACGUUGGGACGAACCAUCUUCACGGAGGGAUUAUAGGUUUUGACCAGGUCGUAUUGAAAACAACCGUAGUUGGCACCAAGGUUAUCUUCAGCUAUCUAUCCAAGGAUGGAGAGGAAGGUUACCCUGGGGACUUGAUCACCAACCUUACCUAUCAGGUGUCGGACGAUGACAGCUUGCACGUGACCUUCCAGUCCACCACUACAAGGAAGACUGUUGUCAAUUUGACCAACCACUCUUACUUCAACCUGGCCGGCCACGAAACUGGUGCGCAAGAGUUGUACGAACAUGUCAUUUCCAUCAAUGCAGACAGAAUUACAGAAACUGACUCUGACUCAAUACCGACUGGAAAGUUUAUCGAUGUAGGCGGCACGCCAUACGACCUUCGUAUACCCAUUAGCUUCAGUGAGGUCAUGACAAAGCAGCCCGAUCUAUACGAUGACAACUUCUGCGUGUCUACACAUGGGAACAAGGGCCUGAACUUCGUAUCGCGUGUGGAACAUCCACCAUCAGGGCGGUAUUUGGAAGUGUACAGCAACCAGCCUGGAGUCCAACUGUACACUUCGAACUUCCUGCCGGCUCCGUCCGAUCCGGCCCUGGUCGGGAAACACGGUGUCGGCUACCGUCGUCACGGGGCCUUCUGUCUCGAGACUCAAGUCUACCCAGAUGCUGUACAUCAUCCUAAUUUCCCCACAGCCUUUUUAUUUCCUGGCGAUGUUUACACACAUACGGUUAAAUAUAGAUUUGGGGCUGUGAAGAAUAUUCAGCCAGCUGUUGUUUCUGCCUAAGUAUAUACGAACACAGUACAGAGAUGUGGAAGUCUAUGUCGAGUCUACAUACCAGCCACUUACAUCGUAAAUGCUAAGUAUAAGUCGGUGCUAAAAUUUGAUACUACAAAAUGGAUUUUAUUCUAAAUGGCUCACUUCAAGGAAAAUAUAACAUUAAAUUAAUCAUGUAAUUAUUGAAUCAUCGCACAAACCGACGUUGCAUUUAUUUACCUAUAUUUAUUACGUUAAUUAAAUCAACUAUGCUAAAAACCAGAUGGAGACUUUAUACAAAAGUCGUUUAUUUGGGCACCUUUGUUUCAUUCGUGUUUCUACCGUGAAGCAGUUGUGUUUGCAUGGCUGUGGUUUGAAGGGUGGGAUAUGGCGUGAAUUUACAAAGUACAGAGGAAUAACACCUGAGUCCUCAGGAAUGGCAACGCAUUGGGUAUAUCAUGGGCGAAACAGUAUACUCUGUUAUGUCCAUGGUACUGCUCAUGUCUAUAGGCGACGGUCACCACUUUCCAUCAGGUGGGCCGUCAGCUUGUUUACUAUUUUAAGUUGUAUAAAAAAAAAAGAAACUAAUAGUUACCUUUAAAACAUACCAAUAUUUUUUUUUACUUUGGGUGAGAGAAUAUAUAUAAAUAUAAAUGUAAAAAUUAUAUAAACUAUGUAUUAAAAUUAAGUAUAUAAAACAUGUACAGUUUUACUAGAAUACAUAUGUAUUACUAUUGUAAAUCUUUAUUAUAAAUGUGAAAAUGAG
Molecule: messenger RNA, 1967 nt
Organism: Galleria mellonella (greater wax moth)
Lineage: Eukaryota; Metazoa; Arthropoda; Insecta; Lepidoptera; Pyralidae
Product: galactose mutarotase
Exons: 6
Coding region: 149-1231 (360 amino acids)
Biological process (GO): beta-D-galactose catabolic process via UDP-galactose, Leloir pathway; glucose metabolic process
Molecular function (GO): aldose 1-epimerase activity; carbohydrate binding
Source: RefSeq, a predicted model, not a curated record